Messenger RNA from Chroicocephalus ridibundus (black-headed gull), 3088 nucleotides. It is a transcript of the gene SLC35F2, whose product is annotated as solute carrier family 35 member F2. Gene Ontology annotation, biological process: transmembrane transport. Gene Ontology annotation, molecular function: transmembrane transporter activity. Gene Ontology annotation, cellular component: membrane. The transcript has 8 exons. The record is from RefSeq and is a predicted model, not a curated record. NCBI's taxonomy places the organism in Eukaryota, Metazoa, Chordata, Aves, Charadriiformes, Laridae. Bases 121 to 1293 code for a protein of 390 amino acids.
ACAAAGCUGGGCUCGGCCGUCACCGGUGGAGCUCUGGUUUGCCGUCCCGCCGUCGCUGCUCCUCCCUUCCUCCCGCCCUUCUUCUCGGCGGGCGCAGGGCCGGGGCAGCGCGGCGGCAGCAUGGAGGCGGCCGGGGACCCGCCGCCCGCUCCUGCUACUGCCGCCGAGGCGCCGCCCGGGGCCGCCGCCGCCCCUGCCCCUAGUCGCCGGCUGCUGGCGCUGCUCCGGGCCAAGCUCUGCACAUGGCAUAUUUUGAAAACGAUAAUUCUGGGCCAGAUGCUCUCCUUGUUUAUCUGUGGGACUGCUGUUACGAGCCAGUACCUAGCAGAACAGUACCAAGUGAAUACUCCCAUGUUUCAAAGUUUUAUCAACUAUUCUUUGCUGCUUCUAGUUUAUACAACAAUGCUGGCAUUUAGGACUGGCAGUGACAGUCUUUGGCAAAUUUUGAAGCAGCGGUGGUGGAAGUACAUUUUUUUGGGACUGGCUGAUGUUGAAGCCAAUUACAUGAUUGUAAAAGCCUACCAAUACACCACCCUCACAAGUGUGCAGCUGCUGGAUUGUUUCGGGAUUCCUGUGCUGAUGGCUUUGUCGUGGUUCAUUCUCCGUGCAAGAUACAGGCUGAUCCAUUUUCUUGCCGUUGCCGUCUGUUUGCUGGGUGUAGGAACAAUGGUGGGUGCAGACAUUUUGGCAGGGAGACAGGACAGCGAAGGUAGUGACGUGGUGAUUGGAGAUGUCUUAGUGCUUCUUGGUGCUUCUUUGUAUGCCAUUUCUAAUGUGAGUGAGGAAUACAUUGUGAAAAAUCUGAGCAGAGUGGAGUUUCUAGGAAUGGUGGGCUUGUUUGGGACUAUUAUCAGCGGUCUACAGCUAGCCAUUGUGGAACUUAGGGAGAUAAUGAGAAUUCAAUGGAACUGGAAAAUUGCAUUGCUGUUCACAGUCUUUGCCCUGUGUAUGUUUGGGCUGUAUAGCUUCAUGCCGGUAGUGAUUAAAGUUACCAGCGCAACCUCGGUCAACCUGGGUAUUCUGACUGCGGAUCUCUACAGCCUGUUCUUUGGGCUUUUCCUUUUUUUCUAUAAGUUUUCAGGUCUUUAUAUCGUGUCCUUCGUUAUCAUCAUGGUGGGCUUCAUCUUGUAUUGCUCCACUCCGACUCGGACAGCAGAACCCACCGCCUUGCCACAGCCCGGCAGCACCGGCUUGGACAAUGCUGCACUAAAGCUUGAGGAGAAUGACAGUGAAACUCCGGCCAUAACUGUGCAGUUCACAAGAGGAGAAACUGUGGUGGUCAGCACUGAUUAAAGAAAUGGCAGCAUUUCAAAACAGAGCUUUUUUUUUUUUUUUUUUAAACUGAUAAAUUUCCCUCAAAUCUUAAUCUGGAGAAUUGCUCUACUGCCAAGGCCUAUGUCAUGCUGCGCUGGUUUUAAUGCACUGGGUAGACUUUUAAGGCCAGAUCCUCAAUCAGUGAAACUGUAUUGAUUUACCCUUGCAGAAAAUCUGACCCUUGUAAGAAGAGAGAGUAGAAUUUAUGUGGAGUCUCUGGGAAGUGAGAGACUGUUACUUUUAAAUGCUUAAUUAGUUUAACAGCAAAUGCUUGGGGGAAAAACUAAGCCAAAGCAUGUUCUCAGGUCGCUAACUGGGGCAAAUAUGUUUUAUGUGGCAUUAGGGACCCAAAUCUGCAAGAUGCUAUCUGAGGGCUUCAUGGUUCCCACGCCUCAGUGCCAGGUACCCUCAAAUCUUGCAAAAGCCACUUGGCUUCUCACAGGAUCUAGUUCUGCAAACCUUAUUGCAUACAUACACCUUCCACAUGCUGAUGGACUUCACUCCUCUGCUGGAGGAGUUGCUUCUUACGUUCCACCCAAAUGUUUGUCUCUUCAUAUUGCUGCGCUCCCUGUCACAGCUGGGGCUGCUACAAAUAUGUUAUUUUGAAUUUUGCUAUUAAGGGAAGUCUGAAUCUGUGUUUUCUUAAUACCUUCCUUUUUCUCUCUCCAUGGCUUGUUGUUUGGUGCAUUCCCACUAGGUGGAGGUUGUUUUUUUUUCUGGAUGAGACAGCAAAAGGGCUUAAACUGAAGUUCACUUCUCUGUGAAUUUCUCCCUGAAAUGGGACACAUUUCUGCAGAAAGAUUUCAACAAAAUUGUCAUUUCUUAAAAAAAUUGAAGUGUCUUAGCCAAUCCUCAUUGCAACAAUAAUGUCCAUAAUCUCCGAAAGGUUAAGUGCUUGCAGUAGAUUCAUUGGCAGUUUUUCUCCCCCUCUUCAUAUUUACAGGAAAUGAUUAAAAAGUAUGAGUCUGCAGUUUUAACAUCGGUAAAACCAUACGGGGAUUUUAAUUUUUUUUUUAUUUUUUUGUACAAGCCUUCAUAGCUCAGGUGUAUAAAGUAACAAAAGAAUAAAGUUUUCAGCAGCUGAAGAGUUGGCUCUUGGUUUAUUUUUUUAAGCUAGAAUUCUUUAUUGCUCAAAAUUGUAUUAAUUGAUUUUACUGACCAAAUGAUUCUCUUCAUGACUGAGCUUUGCUGUAAGAAGUACAAGAGCAUGUGAGAAGUAGAAACCACAUUUGCCCAUUUGGGAUGUUUUCAACCCAACUUGCGGGCCUUUUUCUCAUUGCUGAGUUGUGGUGGGGUUGCUUCACUUAUUUCAAAUGAGCAAUUAAUUAAAUGGUAGAGCAUGUAUUGGAAAACACCAGGAGAACUUACGAGCUUUUCUGUACCAAAAAAUAAAAGUGCAGCUGGUUCAAAUGUUGAUCUACAAUAUUGCUUUGAUUGGGCAAUAAUCUUGCUAAAUUAGAUAACCACUAGCCGUUGCCUAUUUGUCUGGGGCAGAAAAUGCUAUGGCUGUCCAGACUUGAGGAAUGGCAGUUAUUCCACUUUAUGAAUCUGAAUUAAAUUAAGGAUUAGAUCUUGAUUGAGUGUUAAGUGUAUCCUUGGCAAUGUCUUCGAGACUUUGUAGAUAUAUUUUUUAAGGGUUGCAUUUUUGAGGGAAUGUGAAAGGAAAUGGAUCAUCCCUUGGAUCUUCUUGUAGGUGAUUAUUGCACGAACAGUUCACUGAAGGUUUUGUGCUGCUUAAACCCAUCAGCAUCAACAGGGUGUGUGUGAAGAAUAU